Molecule: messenger RNA, 1431 nt
Organism: Nicotiana tabacum (common tobacco)
Lineage: Eukaryota; Viridiplantae; Streptophyta; Magnoliopsida; Solanales; Solanaceae
Product: subtilisin-like serine-protease S
Biological process (GO): proteolysis
Molecular function (GO): serine-type endopeptidase activity
Source: RefSeq, a predicted model, not a curated record
AUGUCUGCCCGUGAUGAUUUUGGUCACGGUACACACACGGCGUCUACCGCCGUGGGAGUACCGGUUUCGCUCGAUGACGGCAGCGGCGACACAAUGAGAGGGGGAGCUCCAAAAGCAAGAUUAGCUAUUUACAAAGCAUAUGUCAUAUCAAUUUCACUCGGUAAUAUUGUCACGGAUGGUCAUCCAACUUUUCUUCAGGACUGUAACGCCAUCGCGGUAUUGCACGCGUUCCAAAACGGCGUCGUGGUCUCAUCUGCAGCUGAUAGAGAGUAUGGUUUUGCACGCAAUAUUAAUCAGAUGACUGGUUAUGCAAACCUUGUUGUUGCAAAAGAUGCAGCAAUUGGUAAUGCCUAUAUUGACAGAGCAAGCUCUUGCAAUGAUGCUGAUUCAUUGGAUUAUAAUUUGAUUUAUGGUAAGAUUGUGGGGGGAGUUGGUGUUAUAGUUAUUGAUGGAGCUGGUACUAAGGAAAUUGGUUUGUCUUAUGAUAUUCCUUUGGCUACAAUUACUCCCUCAGAAGGUGAAAAGCUUUUUGCAUACAUGAAAUCAUCAAAUCGACCUUUUGCUAUCAUUUUAAGAACAUCAGUUCAACAGCCUACACAACAUGAGCCUACUGUGGCAUAUUUCUCUUCAAGAGGACCUGGCAGUGCCCCUGGCAUCAUUAAGCCUGAUUUAGCAGCACCAGGAAGAAACAUUUUAGCAGCUUGGCCUCCUUUUGAAAAGGCGAGAGCAGACUCGAUAUUCUACGAUAUAAUGUCAGGAACUUCAAUGGCAACCCCUCAUGUUACUGGUGUGGCUGCACUUCUAAAAGCUCUUUAUCCUCAUUGGAGUCCAGCUGAAAUAAAAUCUGCAUUGAUGACAACAGCUUAUAACUUGGACAAUUCUAAGAAGCCAAUACAAACAGAUUCAGGGAAUGUUAUUGCAACACCUUAUGACAUUGGUUCAGGCUUGUUGAACCCAAAUGCUGCACUAGAUCCAGGCCUGGUUUAUGAUUUCGACAUGGAAGAUAUAGUUUCCUAUCUAUGUUCUAGUGCUGUUGGAAUCACUCAAAGAACUUUACAAGGUUUAUUGGGAUAUCAAAUUGAGUGCUCUAAUAAUAGUCAGCUUCCACAUUACGAUCUUAACUACCCCUUGAUCGAAGUUUCAAAUUUGAGAAAUAAGACGAUAUCAGUUUAUCGUACAGUCACUUAUCGAGGAAAAUAUGGCGAUCCUACUGAUUUCCAAGUUGAGAUAGAAAAUCCUAAAGGAGUUUCAAUACAAGUGAAGCCGAGUACCCUAAGCUUUCAACGCGAUGGAAGUAAAGCAACAUUUCGAGUGGAUAUCACUCCUUUGCAACCAUUAAACAAAGAUGUUUUUGGAAGCUAUACUUGGUUUAAUAAUGUUCAUAGGGUUAGAAGUCCUGUUGCUGUACAAACUCAGAAUACACACUUCUGA